Messenger RNA from Pestalotiopsis fici W106-1, 1899 nucleotides. Its product is annotated as Glutamyl-tRNA(Gln) amidotransferase subunit B. Gene Ontology annotation, biological process: glutaminyl-tRNAGln biosynthesis via transamidation; mitochondrial translation. Bases 1 to 1899 code for a protein of 632 amino acids. The record is from RefSeq and is a predicted model, not a curated record. Gene Ontology annotation, molecular function: glutaminyl-tRNA synthase (glutamine-hydrolyzing) activity. The transcript has a single exon. Lineage: Eukaryota; Fungi; Ascomycota; Sordariomycetes; Amphisphaeriales; Sporocadaceae.
AUGCCUCGCGCAUCGACGGCGGCCCUCAGCAGAUACUUGCUGCACGGCCAAGUGACGAGGCGCGGCUGUCUGCGAUCACUUCAAGCCACAGCAGCAUCAUCUCGGCGACCAGUCUCAGUUCCUGCUGCCCUUUCGAGUUCACGAUGCGUCCACACUGAAACGCAAGCCCCGACGGCUGCCACCGUGGUAGCACCCUCGACUGCUGCAGCCCAUGUGCCCCUUCGAAAGCAAUUGAAGGACGAGGCAAAGAAGGCCAAGGCGUCGGGAAAGAAGAAGAAGAAGAAUGCCAACAACCAGUUGGUUGAGGGCUGGGAAUUAACGGUGGGCAUUGAGAUCCACGCACAACUCAAUACGGCCAGGAAGCUCUUCUCUCCUGCUGCCACCUCAUUCAACGAUGAGCCCAACAGCCAUGUUGCAUACUUUGAUCUUGCUACUCCCGGAAGCCAGCCGCUCUUUCAGAAAGAGACCUUGAUCCCAGCACUUCGAGCUGCACUGGCCUUGAAUUGCGAUAUACAGUCAACAAGCCGCUUCGACAGGAAACAUUACUUUCACUGGGAUCAGCCAUCGGGGUAUCAAAUUACGCAGUACUACGAGCCCUUUGCGCGCGAUGGACAUAUCACUCUGCAACCAAGAGACGGGAUAGCCCUCGAGGAUGGCGAUGGUCUCAGGAUAGGUAUCAAGCAGGUUCAAAUGGAACAAGAUACGGCGAAAACAAUGGCACAGGCGGAAAAUACACACUGGAUCGACUUCAACCGAACCGGCGUGCCUUUGAUUGAAAUCAUCACCCACCCAGAUAUCCACCACCCAGCAACAGCCGCUGCUUUUGUGCGCAAGGUCCAGAUUCUCCUCAAUGCUGUCGACUCUUGUGUAUCAGGUAUGGAAGCGGGUGGACUUCGGGCCGAUGUUAAUGUCUCCGUCAGGAGAACCAAUGACCCGAAAGGCCCCCUAGGAACUCGCACCGAGAUCAAGAACCUGAGUAGCUUCAAAGCUGUCGAGGAUGCCAUCAUUGCUGAGCGCGACAGGCAGAUUGCCGUUCUUGAAGCAGGUGGGACCAUUGAGGGAGAAACUCGUGGCUGGUCUAUCGGUUCGACAGAAACCCGAAGACUCCGAGGCAAGGAAGGCGAGGUCGACUACCGGUACAUGCCUGAUCCGGAUCUUUCGCCGCUCUUCAUUGGCCAGGACUUGAUCAGUCGGUUACGAGGUACCCUGGGCCAACUGCCAGAUGCUGAAGUAGAUGAGCUUGUUCAAGAGUUUCAGCUCACUCCCAAAGAUGCGCUCUCGCUAGUCGCUCUUGAUGGUGGCAACAGAGUCGAGUACUUUUGGAAUGUCAUUGAUGCUCUGGUGUCUAGAUUACCUGCUGAAGCAACCUCGAACCUCGCCUGCUUCCAAUUAGCUGCAAAUUGGAUUCUCCACGAACUUGGACGUCUGACGGCGAAUCCUCAUGACGAUUCAGUCUCGGAGCUCGGCUUCACGGCUGACGGACAGUGCGAGCGUGUUCCUGUCGACUACUUGGCUGAUAUUCUGCUCUUUCUCCAUCAACGACAGAUUACCAUGAAGGUUGCCAAGGAACUCCUCUGGGUAGUGUUUCGAGGCACUGUUCCCUCUCAAUACGCAAGCAUUGCUGAUGCCAUUGAGUCGGAAAAUAUGUGGUUCAAUGAACUAUCUGACGAGGAGUAUGCCGAGUUGGCGGAUUCUGCAAUCGAAGGACAGGAUCAUAUUGUGCAACAAUUCGUCGAGUAUAAGCAGUAUCCUCAAGGAAAGCUCAUGUUCCUAGUCGGACGCAUGCUGAGGCUAGGCGCAGAGGAGAGAAUCAACCCACAAAACGCAGAAAAGGCCAUGCGGAACGCUCUAGAAGAGAAAUAUGUCCCAAUGCUCAGGGCUCACACGUCAGAACAGUAA